Molecule: messenger RNA, 620 nt
Organism: Stylophora pistillata
Lineage: Eukaryota; Metazoa; Cnidaria; Anthozoa; Scleractinia; Pocilloporidae
Source: RefSeq, a predicted model, not a curated record
AUGGGUGGGCCGCUCAAGCUGUUUUUUUUUCCGUACAAUUAUAUAAAUGGAGUUACUCUGGUCCUGAAAGGUCACAUCCUGAAGAUUCACCAAGCUGGAACUCGCCGAAAACUGUCUAGGGGUUUCAGACUCUUUGCCCUUCUGCUGCUAUUUAUCGGCACCCCGAAAGGAAGACAAAUUUACGGAAGAGCUAAGACCGUAGAGGCGGACCGUGGCAUUAAAACCAACACAUGGGACGAUGUAAUAGAUUACAACGCUGAAAUCCACCAAGAACGCGAUAACAAGGAACACGACGAAUGUUCUUCAAAUAUAGCUAAGGCAAAACGAGGAUGCGCGGGGCCUGAUCUUUGCGCGGUUCUAAACGAAGUCAUUUCAUGUUUAUCAAAUGACGAGGAUAAAAGAAAUAUUUGUCAGUAUAAUACCUCUUGCAUAUGUAAAUUCAAGGGAAGCAUUUUAAAGAUGGAAUGUUUCGGGUGUGUAAAAAGCAAUAGAGGUUCUCCAGGCUUUUGAAAAAAGGAAGGUAGACUCGAAACGCGUCAAAGCUGUGUUUAAUAAAUGAACUAAAACAAUUAUAGUGCUUGCCCUGAGCUACAUGUGCGUAAUAAAAGUAUAGUACCUAA